Molecule: messenger RNA, 1389 nt
Organism: Panicum hallii
Lineage: Eukaryota; Viridiplantae; Streptophyta; Magnoliopsida; Poales; Poaceae
Product: protein DMP2
Exons: 1
Coding region: 419-1057 (212 amino acids)
Biological process (GO): endomembrane system organization
Source: RefSeq, a predicted model, not a curated record
CAAGCAAAAUCCGGCCGGUCCCUCCGUCGUCAGGCAUGCCAAGCAAAAAAGCGAGUAGUGUAUGCACACAGAAAUAAUAUAAAACCGGAUAGAGACCGGCCCGGUGUUCGCAAGCAGUGCGAGCUGCGAAGCAUGCAUGUCGUAUGUCCCUGCUUAAAGCACGCAAAAAGGCCAUCUCGAUCGAUCCAUGUCGUCGAGGAGUGGAAGCAAACCAACAGCGCCGACCGGGAAACGGAUGCACCAUCCUUCCAAGCAACCGUUCCAGCUCCCCCGUCUCGGCUCGUCCACAAGAUCAUGUCACGCGCUGCCAGCAUCUGAUACCAAGCAGCCCUGACCUAUAAAUCAUCGGCGCCAUUCGAUCCGAUCGCCAGAGAACACCAAUCGAGAAGCAAAGAAAUCGGCACAAAUUAGCAACUGCAUGCUACGCAGCCAGCAGCAGCUACUAGCUAGCAGCACCACCGAGGAGGGACGAUCGACGAUGGCGUCGCCGCCGGCGAGGAGCGUGAGCGUGGCGGACCGCGCGCUGCGCGGCGUGGCGGACCUGAUCAAGCUCCUCCCCAGCGGCACGGUGUUCCUGUUCCAGUUCCUGACCCCCCUGGUCACCAACAACGGGCACUGCUCGACGGCCAACAAGGUGCUCAGCGGGCUCCUCGUGGCGCUCUGCGGCGGCUUCUGCGCCUUCUCCUCCUUCACCGACAGCUACGUGGGCGCGGACGGGCGCGUGUACUACGGCGUGGUGACCCGGCGCGGCCUGCGCACCUUCUCCCCGGACCCGGACGCGCCCGCGCGGGACCUGUCGGCGUACCGGCUCCGCGCGGGGGACUUCGUCCACGCCGCGCUGUCGCUGCUGGUGUUCGCCACCAUCGCGCUGCUGGACGCGGACACCGUGGCCUGCCUGUACCCGGCGCUGGAGGUCAGCGAGCGCACCAUGAUGGCCGUGCUCCCGCCCGUCGUCGGCGGCGCGGCGGGGUACGUGUUCAUGGUGUUCCCGAACAACCGCCACGGCAUCGGGUACCAGCCCACGCGCGCCACCGAGGACUUCGAGCGCAAGUACUAGCCGAGCCGACCGACCGAUCGCCGUGCCCUGCCGCCGCCGCCGCCGGCGACCGGCCGGCCGCUUAAUUAUUGAUUGAUUUGAUCGCUGCGUGAGAUGUUGUGUGUACUUGUACUGCGUCAGUGUGAGUGUGUGAUCGAUUGUCUGGUGGUCUCAAAGAGUCGGGACUCGAGUCCGCCGGGUGCUGUGUCGUCUCCCUGUUCUUUGAUUUUUAUCAGGUUUUCUUUGGAUACUGGUUGACUGGCCGUGGCGGCACCAGGCUGCUUCUCUCUCGCCAACAUCCAGCUGACUAUAUCUGAAAGAGCCUUGAAACCACAGGCUCUGCUUACUGCUUA